Plenodomus lingam JN3 is the source of this 5541-nucleotide messenger RNA. RefSeq lists its product as uncharacterized. Gene Ontology annotation, biological process: microtubule cytoskeleton organization; maintenance of protein location in cell cortex. The record is from RefSeq and is a predicted model, not a curated record. Lineage: Eukaryota; Fungi; Ascomycota; Dothideomycetes; Pleosporales; Leptosphaeriaceae. Gene Ontology annotation, molecular function: tubulin binding; phospholipid binding. Gene Ontology annotation, cellular component: cell cortex; mitochondrion.
AUGGCGUCAGCGCACCUCCAGCCGGGCGCGCUGGCGGUGGAAGGCCACCAUGGCAACGAUCCCUUCACCAACAGAGCGCAGGAUGGCCAAAGGCAGCGAUACUCCGCUUUUGAUAAUUCGCAGUUCUCCCUGUACCUCAACGGCUCCCCUAUGCAAGCGAAACGAGCCCUGGAAGCACAUUUGGCCGAGACAACACGUAGGCUGCAAGAGACAUCACACCUAGGCAAUGCGCUUUUGCAACAGCGAACAGAGCUCGAGAGCAGAUUAGAAGAGGUGGAGCAGCAGGAACAGGAGGAUGACAUUGGGCCAGAGCUGCGCCAGAGGCUAGCGGAGCUCGAGAAGGAAUUCAAUGAAGUGGGAAGAGAAACGGCUCGCGCUUUCCUCCCAAGGUCCCGCGUCCCAAGUGGUGAGACCGACAUCACCGGUGGCGGUUCAGUCUACUCCAGUGAAGCCCAAAACUCGCCCACUAAAGUCAGCGUCCCCUCCCGGAAGCAGCGUAAUCAACAACCUAGCCGCAUCAACGACAUCGCUCUUGCUACUGAAAUAUCCACGUCCCUGUUGUCUCAGCUGAAGGAGCUACAGGCUGUUCUUCUCGAGAAAGAGGAAACGCUCAAAGCCAUAGACCUAGACAGAUCGCAGCUGGAAAUUGAAGUCGAGGGCCUCUCUCAACGGUUACGCACCUUGGACGAGAGCGAAUCGCGCCUCAAAGAUGUCAACUGGAAUUUGGAGACGCAGGUUCGCGAAGUAGAGGCACAAGCCAAAUCAGCAGCGGACAGGGAACAUCGAUUGAACCACGCGUUGAAUCUGGCACGAUCUGAAAACUCAACGCUUGAACGCGAAUUGGAGGAGCUCAAGCAGAUGCACACCAAGCUGGCCGACGACCAUGUCAACAAGAUCAGACAGCAUGAGACCGAGCUGUCCAGUCUCCGUAGGAACGUCGCCAUGGGAGAAGUGGAGCGAGGUGCUAUGCAGCGCAAGGUCGAAGAGCUCACAGCCCAAAAUCAGGAUCUAGCCCGGGCUGUGGCAUACCGCAUGAAGGGCGAAGACCAUGUGAAAGUUGAAGAUACCUCAGCAGAUGAUGGCGGAGAAGAAGGCAUCACUCAUACUCCAGAGCACACCCCUCCAGUGUCGCCCAGCAAAGCUACCCCGCGACAUGGAAUGCUUGAAUCGGAGACUCUCAAACACUCGCUUCAACAUGCUCAUCGUAUGAUUCAGCAGCUCAAGAACAAUAUUCACCGCGAGAAAACCGAGAAGGUCGAACUAAAGCGUAUGCUCCAAGACGCUCGAGACGAGCUUGAGAAGGAUCGCGCUCUGAAUGUACCGACUAGUGCAGGUCGGCGCAGGAAGAAUGAGAGCAUUGCCUUUAAGAAACCUCCUCGUCCCGACCGUCUUGGGGCACUUCGAGGUACUCAGGAAGUCGUCAUCGAUGAAGAUGAAUGGGAAGAGCAGGACGAUGAAGUCAGCACGCCCAGUCGUCAACCCAAGUCUUUCAAUCCUACACCUCGGGCAGUCUCAAGUGGCUUCAGCUCAGCUACCGAAACAAGUGCAAACGAAGGGUUUGAGACUGCGAAUGACACCUCGGAUGCUGCCUUUGAGACUGCCAACGAACGUGAUGGCACAACCACAGAGACAGAUGCUUUCCAGACGGGAGCCGAGACUCUUGAUGGCGACAGUAGUGACGACUUGACCGAGACUGAGGCCGGUGCGCGGUCGGUACCACGCAGCAACCGAUCCUUCCCAGCCAGACACAGCCAUCACGACUCGUACGAAAGUACAGCCUCCAACUCGGGUGAUGAGUACGAGAACACGGAGCUUCGAACACCACUCAAUCAUCAACAUUCGCGCCUUAGACUCAGGAGCAGACCAGGCAGCUCACGAGCCUCAACGCCGAGAGGGGCAUUGGAUCUGUUCACUCGGACUCCGUCUGUUGCAAGGGAUUCCCCGGCCAGCAUAAGCAAUAGUAAUCGGAGCACUCCUGCCCAAGGCAAGAGUCUUUUUGCCGAACUCGAAGAUCUUAGUGGGGAUGAUGAUGAGGGCAGCUAUAUUGAAGGCACACCGAGCCGAUCGAGUGUGCUCCCAUCUCGCGAAUCCUCGCCUGACGCACUUGGGAAGGCGAUCUACGAGAAAUCGCCCCUUGUUUUCCAUCCACCUAGGCCGAUGAUGGUGGACUCGGGCACAAUGACCGAGGCCAGCAUUCCAACUCACAUGGUCAUAUCUUCUGUCGUGAGCCACCAAGUAGAACCGCAGGCCCCGCUGCCCCCAAAACUGCAAGUGUCGUCUUGCUCUGCUCAUGAGACUUCACCCCGAACUCCGUUGCCGUCAAGACUGGGAUUCUCCUCCCUCGCUGCUCAGGAUACAGUUCCCAAGAGUGUUGCUGUGCCAGUGUUUCAACUUUCAAGCGUCACCGGACAUGCAACGACACCACAACCGGCGCCUGUGCCCCCUCUCAGCCUCUCGUCAUUGUCUACCCAUGAUACAGCGCCACAACUUGCUGUGGCACCCAAAUCAGACUUUUCAACGUUGUACAGCCAAGAUACAGCACCGCAACUCGCCGUGCCACCCAAGUCGAAUUUCUCGACACUGUCUAGCCAAGACACAGUGCCUCUUACUCCGACUGCCCACGUGUUGGAUCUCUCAGCGGUAUUAGCUCAUGGAACUGAACCACGCCACAUGGCAAGCCCAUCUCUAGGGUUAUCUCCUUUCUCCACGCACGAUACCGAGCCUAUCGUGCCAACUGUGCAGAAGUCUUUACCUUCCGCCUUGGAUGUGUCAACCAUCACGCACCAAGCCACUGAACCUAAAGAGGGUAUAGCCAUUAGAACGGCAGUUCCUGCUGCGUUGCUAUCAUCUGCUGUUGAGCCCAGCCCAACCACAGAGACGACAAGGACACUCGAGGAUGAGUCUAUUCCAGAUUCCAGUGAGCCUGCCCACUCGCUCAACACACCGCGAAUUCCCCUGCAGUUGUCUACAUUGUCGGUUCAUGCCACCGAGCCCAAGAAUAUUGCUCGUGUACCUUUCUCUAUAAGCACAGUAGCAUCUUCACAAGCAACUGAGCCACUUGUAGUCAAGCCUGCGGUUUCACGGUUGUCCACGAUGUCCUCUCAGGCCACGGAGCCAGCCGUACCAACUCGGGUCAUUUCGCAGAUCUCCAAGAUGACCUCUCAAGCUACGGAGCCUGUUGUACCACAACUUCCGCGCUUACAGUUUUCCUCUCUGUCAUCCUGGUCGACAGAGCCUAUGGAAGCACCAAAGCCGUCACCACCGGCGCUGUCUACGAUUUACUAUCAGGACUCAAAGCCUAGGGAGCCAACUCGACCAGCGCCACCGAAAUUCUCAAUGUUAUCAUCCCAAGCCACGCAACCAAUCGAGCCUCCACGAGCGCCUCCGGCACAAAUUUCGACAACAUUUUGGCAGGAGACCGAACCUCGCCAGCCGGUGCAGCGCACAUUGCCGGAGCUGUCUGGUAUCAGCGUGCAGGUUACUGAACCUGUUGCAUCAGUCGCUCCAGAGCGACUUCGACAGCAAUUUUCUAAUGUUCGAACUGUACAAGACACCCAGCCAGAAUCUCCGACACUCCCAGCGUUCCUCCCUACUCCGACAAGUCGACCAUCUACAUCGCAUCACAUCCAGACGCCCACUUUGACGAUGUCUCCUGUCAUAAGUCAGGUAGUGGAACCAGUACUACUACCUUCGAGGCCUGGUACUGCACAUCGAGCAACUCCACUGUCCCUCGGCACCUUGAAAUCUGUCCAAACACAUGGGACAGAGAGUAAAUCAUCGGCCGAGCCAGCUACACCAUCGCCUAGGGAUCGAGAACCUCGUCAGCCACUCACACCAAUCGACCUGAACGCAUUCCCCAAGGUUCCUAGAAAGCUCAUGUCCGAUGGGGGUACACAGACUAUGGUGUCGGCAGAGCAGAUAGACAAGUUAUUGUUGGCCCGGAACCCUAGAUGGAGCAGUGCGAUUGCUUCAGCUGCUGUUGAGAAGUCGUUGUCACCCCCAAGUUCACCAAUUAGGAGAAACUCAAACGAACCAGGCCGGACUUCGAGACGACCUGGCAGUGCUGGAAGUGUUCGUUCACGGGCCGCCUCUCCACCUCCUCUUCCGUCGGAUCACAAAGAAGUCAUUGCUGCAGCCGCUCAGAAGCUAUCUCCUCCUACACCAGGAUCGAUGGGUCCACCUGCCAUGCCUGCGUCGGCUUACAAGAGACGUCCGCAAACACCUUCUGUUAAGUCCAAUAGUCUUGCACCGUCGCCUAGAACCAAUGGCACGACCCCACGAGCACAUCGUCUCUCUCAGCGCGGUGAUGCCCGAAGCGGAGCGUCCUCUCCACUCAGCCGCCGAUCGUCGCUGUCGUCGUUCACGUCCGAGCUUGACCAGCGUUUCAAUAUUCCUGGUGGUCCGACCUUCGUGCAGACUGGAACUUCAGCUGGUGCAACUGAUCCUGAUCAGAUACAGGGCAUCACCCAAACGAUGAUUGGCGAGUAUCUUUGGAAGUACACACGCAGAACGGGUCGUGGUGGUAUGUCUGAAAACCGUCAUCGACGGUUCUUUUGGCUACACCCUUACACAAGAACUCUUUACUGGAGCGAUCAAGAUCCACAAAGCGCUGGCAAAACGGAAUUGAAGGCCAAGAGUGUGGCUGUUGUGUCUGUGCAGGAAGUCGAGGACACGAACCCUCUGCCUCCUGGGCUUCAUCAAAUGAGUCUAAUUGUCGCAACUCCUGGCCGGUCCAUAAAAUUCACAGCUCCCACGGCCAGGCGGCACACGACAUGGUUUCAAGCGCUAGAAUAUCUUUGCAAACGUGUCGAUGAGACUACAGAUACACCCGAGCAACAAGAACGGCAGCAGAACGGACUUCAACCGGGAUCACCCGAGGUUGAUGAGAUUCAAGACGAGUUCAAUGGCGGUUAUCGAAGCACGUCGCGGAUGACAGGUCGCUCGAGGGCUUCUGUGUCUUCACAUAACACCAGGCGGACUGUCUCCCCCCAUUACACAGAAACUCCAACACUUAGAGCGUCUGCAGCGACUCCUCAUCGCAUGUCAUCUACGGAGGCUCUGCAGAACUCGGUCAGUAAAAGAAUACCCACCUUCCUUCGCCCGGGGUCUACGUUGCGAGUGUCCUAUGCCAGCCGGGUCAGCGUGCAAGAUUCGAUCACACCGGAAGAACCCACGGGUUCCAAUUUGGAUCUCAGUCGUGAGAUCCAUGAGCACCUGCACGAGCGAGAGAUUGAUGGCAUGCCCAAUGUUCGGGCAUGUUGUGGCGAAGGACAACAUGACGUUGCUCACCUCCACAAAGAUUCGGUUCAAAAUCGGCACAAUCACAAGACUGUGAACCCACGGCCGUCUGUCAUAGGAUCCAUGAGUUCACGCAUCAGCUCUCGAGCCGAAUCUCGCAACGAGCCUCGCAGCAUCUCCCGCAACGAACCGCGGUCAACCUCUCGCACAUCUUCCCGCGUCGAAUCGCAUGCUGAGGCGCGCAACGAUCGUAUUCGUCAUCAGACUGAAAUGGAAUCGGCCAACUUUGGAGCUGGUGCAUGA